AAAGUUCAUCAUCAUCUUGAGACACAAGAGAAGAAAGGCUGUAGGGACAGUGACAAUAUUAAGUUAAAUGGAGAUGGUAUGCCAAGGCUACUUACCAGUGACGAGGUCUUUGAGCAAGUCCUGCAAUACCAGGAGCAUCAGCAGGCCAAAGCAGCUGAGAAGGAAACAAGGAAAGCAGCAUUGGAGGCACGAACACACAAGAUGGAGGUGUGGAUGCAAGAGGAUGAGGCAAGAAAAAACCAAAACAAGGCCAAGACUAAGCAGUGGAAGGUUGCUGUCAAAGAGUGGGAGGCCAAGCAAGUGCUUACAAAGCAAGAGAGAUGA
Molecule: messenger RNA, 324 nt
Organism: Suillus fuscotomentosus
Lineage: Eukaryota; Fungi; Basidiomycota; Agaricomycetes; Boletales; Suillaceae
Exons: 1
Source: RefSeq, a predicted model, not a curated record